Messenger RNA from Acyrthosiphon pisum (pea aphid), 1563 nucleotides. Its product is annotated as tetratricopeptide repeat protein 39C-like. NCBI's taxonomy places the organism in Eukaryota, Metazoa, Arthropoda, Insecta, Hemiptera, Aphididae. Bases 18 to 935 code for a protein of 305 amino acids. Gene Ontology annotation, biological process: cilium assembly. The transcript is spliced from 4 exons. The record is from RefSeq and is a predicted model, not a curated record.
UAUAGAAUCGUUAAAAAAUGUUAUUUUAUGUUUAUUAUUUUAGACGAACUCGGACGCUGGUAAUUGAUAUGUCCUCAGACAAUGAACCUACUUGGAGAAUAUGCAGAAAAGCAGUUUGGAUGUUGAUACAAAAUGUUAAUAACUUAGCCGAUGCUGAAGCUUUACUCAACCGACAAGAGAAUGACCUUCAUAUUGCAAGCGGCAAAUGUUUCAUUUUAUUAUUGACAGCCAUUCAAACGCCGGAAAAGUCACGAUUGGAAUGCGCGCUGGCCGAGUUCAAGCGACUUGAGGCGCGAUGCGGCGCAAUGUUGGACGACGGCGGGUGGUUGGGGGCGUUCAGACGCAAACUGCAAUUCUCGUCCAGCGCCGCCGCGGGCGUGGACUACUACGAUGGACAGAUCGCGCUGGCCGACGUCACCCUGUGCAUAGUCGGACUGAUGGUCGUCAAGGUCAUAAACGGGUACAAUGUGGGUCACAUGGCUACCGCCAAAACAAUAUACACGUUGCGGCGUGCCUGGAAAAUGUACCAGCAAUGUUAUGCUUCCGUGUUGGACAUCUACCGCACCGUUUACGACCUGGACCCUGACGACAAUACUCCGAGGUGGCCGCCAGUUUUGAAACGCAGACAAUCCACGUCUGCCACCUCGUUGGCAUCGACGUCAAACGUAGAAAGUCGUAUGCAUCGCUCGGCUACCACGUCGUUUGUAACGCUACGUCAAGAUUGUGUGUCAAACGGGAUGACUAAGGACGUGGUUAGAUUGAUGGCAGCGGUCAGUGUGGGAUAUGGAGCUUUUAAUUUAAUUUUAUCAUUAAUGUCACCAAUGGUUAUCCCUCUAAUCGGAAUGUUGGGUUUUCGCGGAAACCGCCAAACCGGCUUAGAAGCUUUAGCAUUUGCCAAAAACGGCCCUGAUGUACACGCACCAUUGGCAUGGUAACUAUAUCAUAAUAAUUUUUUUUUUUUAAAUAAAAAGAAGGUGUGCAAGUCAUAGAUAAUAUAUACAUGGUUAGGACAUCCUAUACCUAAUAUACACCUAUACUGUGGUCUAUGAGUGAGAGUCUACUAUAGAUACCAAUUUUUUGCGGUUAUAGACUGCUGCAGGUUAGGGGCUAUGAAAAAGACAAUAUUUUAUCCAUCCAAUAUCUGCCAAUUUUUGUGUGUAAGUAGUCGAAAUAAUGGUUCGAUUAUACUCUUCAGUAUCUUGUUCGUUGGGAAAGUGAAUCUAUUUGGUGCAAUUUGGAUGUCAAAAUUUAAAAUUUCAAGAAGUUCUUAAAAGCGCCAGGAAAAAAAAUAAUUUAGGAAAAGCGGAAAUUUUUACGCAAAAUCGGUUUUUGAGGUUUUAGCGUAACUCUAAAAGAAAUUACCGUAGAUACAUGCAUGACAUGUCAUUUUCACUGAACAUUUGCUUUGGCCAUUUUCUAUACACCAUAAAAUAUUCAAAAUAUUUUGACUUGUUUUGAGCUGUUUACGGACAUUUUAAGUUUCUAAUGGUUUUAGGUUUCAAGUGUGUUAUCUCUUUAUAGAGGUGUAGGACGUAGACUACUAUGAUAAUAAAAAAAAAACAA